AUGAUAAAGAAGAAUUGGGUGGAGUUGCCUCCACACAGUCAAGAAUAUAAGGAUGAUGUCAAUUACUUUUUGGAUAUCGCGUUUACUAAAGGAAUGGUUGAAGAAGAAGAGAUUUUGUGUCCUUGUGCUGUAUGUUGUAAUGAUAGUUGGGAAGUAAGAGAUGUAGUGUAUGACCAUUUAUGCAGCAAAGGAUUUGUAAAUUAA
Lathyrus sativus (Indian pea) is the source of this 204-nucleotide messenger RNA. The record is from the annotation of a GenBank genome assembly. NCBI's taxonomy places the organism in Eukaryota, Viridiplantae, Streptophyta, Magnoliopsida, Fabales, Fabaceae.